AUGCGCAGUGAGAGCGUGUGGCCCGGGCAGCCCAUGUGUGCGUGUCCAUCACGCUGCCAGGCCGGGCCGAGCCGUGCACCCGCCAAGAAUCUCAGGAAACAAUCUGCUGCUGCAAUCUCUUAUUAUAGCAGCGGGCUGUGGGAGGGCACCAGCCCGCCCUCCUUCCUCCCUCAUGGCCUUUUCGGCUCGAGGUGGGUGAGAGAAGCUGUAGUCGGGUAGAUUGGCUCAUGAUAAGGUCUACUGGAAAAUGGAAGACAGAGGAUACUGUAUGCGGGCUCUAUUGGGUUGUAUACAUGAGCAAUUGACGCUCUAAGUGUGAAGCCGUUUAUGUCACAAACCCCCAAAUAACUGCUGGAAAAUGUACUUAUUUAUUUUUAAAUCAUAUCUCCUCAUAAAUGUAUCCACGGUGAAUAUUUCCUCGUCUGCCCAAAGCUCAUUCCUGAGUGAGCUGUACUCAUUUAAAAAUAGUUGCCAGGCUGUUUGUUUCAUCCAUGUGAUACUCGACACCACAGGAUCUCGUAGACCUGCACGCCAGCUCCGAGCCCCCCGUCCUGUCCCCCCAUGAUGGAAACUCUCUCUGGGACUGCUCCUCUAUUUCUGUUUGCGCCGCGGCCCGAAACCGGCGCCCGAGCGAGGGUCCCCAACCGAACUUCAUAGAGGACUUGGUUUAGAGGGUGAAGACGGUGCGGCCAGAGAGGGGAUAAGGCAGGACUCCCUUCAAGGCCUGUUUUGGGGUGGGGGGAGUUUGGAAUCACUGGAAGGCAUAAAAUAAAAGAUGGAAUAUCACCUUGGAAGGUGCACCAUGGCAGCACAGCUGUAGAGCUUAGAUGUGCUUUAAAUACUUCUGGAUGCCUUCCAGGGAAUCAGCAAGAUUUGUUCGGAUGAAGCACAACUGAGAUGCACGGCUAUUUAAAAGCUGGGACCCUGAAGGCGGGGUUCUUAAGAUCUGCAAAGAAACAUUGUAUGAGUUGCUGAGGUGACAGUUGGAGUGAACGACUCAGCUCACUGUUGGCGAUCCUGCAUUAUGACAUCAGUGGAGAAACGCCGCUCGAGCCGAAAGAAUGGCGGACAUCGGAAGCACAGCGACGGAGGUUUUAGUGACACAUCAAGCGGUGGAUCCUUAUUGGACGAGACGGACCGUGAAGUCCGUAGUCUCACAGACAAAGCCUUCAGGAGUCUCUGCGUUGGAGAAGAGGCCAUUUACAAUGACUCGGACCUUGGUCCAUCCUCACCUUGCCUUCAAAGGGACAGACAGCGCGCCUUCAGUCCGAGUGGGCUGGAGAAUGAGGAUGGUGACAGGGAGGAGCUUAAAAGAACAGCUCAUGAGAGCUUCAGCCUGAUGGUGCAGCAGUAUGAACAUGAUUGGACUCAUGACGGAAUGUAUGGGGCAGAGUUGAACAGAAAUCCACAGUGGGAUGUUUGCGGAGACGGGGCACCGGGGAGGGUUUCUGCCACAUUCCAACACUCCUUAAUGGGGAUGACCCAGGAGGAUAAAUCUCUUGAAGAAGACCCACUUAGCUAUUUUAGCAACGGAGCCACAGAUUUGAGUUUGCGGCAUCAAAGAAGCCGUUCCAGAGUUUCUUCACUCAUCAGAGCAUUUAACUCUGAGGGUGGAGCAGUUAUGGAGGAUCAACUCAGAGAGUGGAAUGAUGAGGCACGUUGGAAUAGACCAGAUUUGAUGAACAUGCCUUCACCAUAUCAGCAAAAUGUUACCAAUGGUCAUUUUUCCAUGGUUGGCCAUUUCUCAUCCCAGGACACCAACUUUUACCCCACUGAAGCAGCUGGGGUGCCUCACAUGAACGCUGCCUCCUCUUUUAUGGGAUUGUCCCACAAUAACUAUACGAUGAUGACACAAGUGGACUGUAACACCAACUUCUUUAUACACAGCGAAUUCAGUCCCUUCAGAGUAUGGCGAGACCAUAACCGGUUCCAACAAGGAGAAGUUUCAAGACAUAUGCACUGUUCAGAGUUCCCUAAGUGGAACCACACACCCAUGUACAAGGAGCUUUCACUGGAACCCCAAAUGAAUGCUUCCUCUACGUUUCAAGAGCGGAGUGGUAAGCACCACAGUACGAUGAUGGCCCCUGUGGUUCCCAACCAUCCUCUACAAUCCAUUUCAACAUCCACAAGGUUGCAGAAAGCAUCUGCCUUGGAGAAGCGCUGUGAGUCUGAGCAGGCCGUACAUUAUCCCCACAGGAUGAGGACACAAAGUCUUGGAACAAACAGAAUUCCAACCAGACGGCCAUCAACAGCAUCGCCCACUGUAGAGAUGUGUCGUCAUGUUCAGGAAACCCUCAGCUCUGUUGACGCCCUCCAUCAACAGAUCAAAAUAAUGACAGAGCAAAACAACAAUGCAGGGAUGACAGAUAAUAGACGUGGAGCUUUUCGGAGCAAUGACACUCUAUUGCCAGUCACAACGGACCGAAACGCUGCAAAUCAAAGCAGCAGUACUUUAUCCACUGAUGGUCAUAUGCUUUCGCCACAGGUUCCAAUGUCCCAAGCAGAGCCACCAGAAAGUAAACAGAAGGUAGGUUAUUCCCAAGUUAUGGAACAUCCUCCGGUGCGUGCCGAAAGCAGGGGGGCUAUGCCUGAUGUAAGGAUGUCAAGCUACAAAUCCAGAGCCAGCAGUCUCCUCUUCAAUCUCAAAGAUAACAGAAAAAGAGUGAAAAGUACAUACAGUCCUGCCAAAUUUAAAGGCUGCGAGACUACAGAAAAAAGCAGAGAACUUCCUCUCUGGGAAUCCAAAGACAUUGUGAUUGAUAUACCUGAGCAUUUACAAGGAGACAUCCAAGAAUCCAGCUGGACUGAUGGAGCCUUACAUCAAUAUGUUAAACCCUAUCACAGUCCCAGACUUUUUUCUCCUCCAUUGAAUUCUAAGCCCAACACCGGGCAAGUUUCAGACUACAAGAUGGCUCAGAGACAACAUGAAAAUGACACCAGCAAUCGUUUGACUACUGGUUUGAAUUUUAGUGAAGAGCUGCCAUUAUAUUCUCCCUUUAAACAGGACGUGGCUGGCAAUCAGGUGGUGAGAGGGGAGGUGUUCACCAAUAAAUCACCUUUUAACACCACGGACGUGAACUGGAAAAUGGGUGGAAACAAUCAAGUAACAGACUAUUUACCAAGGGAAAGUACCGAUUUGAAAGAACCAGAUUCGAGCCAUUCUACUGAGGUGGUUCAAUUAAAUCAGAACAAACACAAUUAUAGUAAUGCUUCAAAAGAAUGGUGGGGACCUCCAAAUACCCCAAAUGCAAAACAAUUGGCUCUGAAAGGAGUUGUACCUCCAUGGAAACACGACACCACACCCUUAAAAGAAAAACAACCACGUGUUCAGGCUAACCCACAAACUAUCACUGAAAAACAGAUCAUUUCACCAAGAGAUGACCAAAGAAGAGAGGGUCAGCAGGAAACAAUAAAAGAAGCACAAAGGACCCCACAGUGUAAUAUGCCUGUUAAAAACUCUAAAUUUUGUGGACAAGACAGGACAGAGAAUUAUUUACAACAGAACAAUCAUGCAAUGGUAAAUCAAGAAAUUGACGAAUCUAUGCAAAAUCAAGAAACAAGUCAGAGAAAAGUAAAAGUAUGUGCACAAACAUUCGAGGAAGAAAUGCCAAAAGUGGCCGAGCAACACAACACAUCAAAUAGCCAAAACAGUUCGCUAUCAGUCCAUGAGAGGACAGAAAGGGUCCACCAAGUGAAGGACGGACAAUUGGUUGAGGUCAAGGCUUUGAAAAACACAUUAAAACAAAUACAAUCAGAGCAGAGACAAACAGAGCAGUCUAAAGUUCCACAGUGUGCUCAUGGGGGACAUCCCAAAGACAAGUGUGCUUUGUGGCAGACUGGUUCAGUUGAAGCAGAACCAUCGCGACCAGCGCCUGAUGAAAUAACAGCAGUCAAGGUCAAAUUGGAAUAUGAUGGAAAACAAAAAGACAGAACCAGUGAGAAACCAACAAGAACGUCAACUGAAAUUGGAGAUGGUAACGAAGAAAACAAUGAUGCAAAAGUACAAGUUGAACAGAGGAGAGAGGUGCAGAGUGAACGAGUCCAUACCGAGCAAGCUGACUUGGAGGAACUUCAAGGCAAACAGAGACCAUUAGAGUCAGAAAGAACUCAACCAUCUCAAAAUGAAAACAACAUACUGGAUGAGGUUGAGGCAAAACUGAGUCGAAUUAAUCAAGAAGGUGAACAGAAAAUGUUGGAGGAAGUCAAAGCGAAAAAUGUUAGGGAAACUGUAGCAACGCAAGUCAACAAGGAAAAAGCUCUACGACAAGCUAAAAUGGAACACACUAGCACACAAAUGGAAGCGCACAGUGGAAGACACAAGCAAAAUGAAAAGAAAGCUGAGAAAGAAUCACAAGUUAACACUCAACCUAAAGAAGUGAAACAUGAGGCCAAAGAGGCAAAUUCUGUCGCCAAAAAAGCAGAACUGGCUAAGAUGGAGCUAACCAAUAUGGAGCUAGCUAAAGUCGCACUGGUAAAACACCAACACAUGAAGCAAAGACCAUCAAAGCUCACAGCAAUCCAAACAACGCAACCUCAUGUCAAGAGUGAGCCCACAAAAGUUGACCAAGUAAAAACGGAGUUAGCCAAAGCUAAAGCGGAGCUAGCAAAGAUAAAGGAAAAGAUGAAGGGGGACAAAAAGGGAAAAGUCAGGUGUACAAUUAUCACAAAGAAGGAAGGUGUUGCAAAAGAAGAUGCAGAGGUGACUCUCUUACAACAGACAGCACAAGCGCAGCAACAUGAGGACAAUUCAGCUGCAAAAAUAGCAAAUAAUUCAAAUCAUCAAGAAGAUGGGGCUGAUUAUUAUCAAAGUCUGAGAGAGAAAUAUGGCUUUACUCAUUCACUUUCACACCAAAUGUCAUCCGGGGCAAGCAUUUCUUCAAAAGAUGGCAAUUUAACUCCAUCAGCGCUGCCACUUGAUAUUACAGAAGUUAAUACCAACAAAUCAAAUGAUGAUGAUCUCACAGUCAGUGGUGAAUUCAAUAAUAAUGAGAAAGUAAAUUCCAAUAAAGGAAAUGAGAGUCUUUAUAUCUACAGCAAGUCAUCCAAUGAAUUUAAAUUAUCUCAGGCAGACAAUUUACCCCCUUGUGUAGAUAAAAGAGCAACUGGUGGCACAGUUUCGGAUAGUGGAAAGGAAGGCACAAUUAAAAAUUUUGAAUCUUCUGAUCCUUAUUCUCAUUCUGUUGUUUCACAACAGACACGUUCGGAGUCCAUUCAAAAUCCUGAAACAAAACAUAAAUCAGAGCGCCAGAAAGCAAUGCCUCCUAAAGAGAAAGCUCAGACAAAACAAGAGAUUCUGACUUCCAAAAUAAAAGCUCAUGCUGAGAAAGAGAUUUCAGCGCUGAUGGAAGGUUUCGCUUUACAAGAGGUCUUCACUUCGAAAACCGCCACCAAACCACUACCAGCUAGUCAGAGUCUUAAUUUAAAGCACAAACCUCCAUCGCACGAUGUCCUCAGAGGCCAUGGAAUCUCAAUAUCAAGUAGUGAAACAAAAUAUCAGAUAGGAUCAUCAGGAAUGGAGGAUAAGGCACUUCUCAGUUCCGAAGGAAUCGGCAAUCAAACUGUCAAUCAAACGCAGAAGGAACCUCCCAUGAAGAGUGAUGACCCCGCUCCAGACGUUGCAACCGCAGAGAUGAAAAUGACACCAGCUCAUUCUGUGAGUGCAGAGCAGCGAGCAGAUCAUCAUGAAAUCAGGUCACCAAUACAAAAUGAGGAUCAGGAAUCAAUGUACAGCAAAGAAAACACAGUAGUAAAGCUUGAUGGAAACUCUGAAAAACCGGAAUUCGAUUCACUUUUGCACAAACCUGAUCCACCCGUCGGCAGAAUGAAGUCACAGCAAGAUGAAAGCCAACAUGUAGUUGUUCACGAAGACUUUGCCUGUGGGCAGACUAUGAACUCUGUGUCAGAGGACAGUUUGUCGAUUAUGGAAAUAAUUGUGACUGAAAAAGUGAACAAUGAUCAUAAAGUGUUGAGCGCUGAGGAGGGCAAAGAAAGUAGGGCUGAGCCUGACACGUCUUUCCUCAACUCGAGUACAGAAAUGAGCGAGAAAAGUGAAUGUUUGAUCCAUAUUAACACAACACAUGCAAAGGAAAUUCAACCUACAGAAAAGGAAACGCCAAAUAAAGUUGGUAUGAAUAUUCAUCAUGAAAAAACCAUAGAGGAAAACAUCAACGAGAAUGUGGCUGAGAAAAUGGCCUCUCCCUUGCACUGUAAUAUCAAUGCAGGACCCCAAAGCGAAAUGCACGUCACAGGCCCCAUGCCUGGAAAAGAUGUAACCCCCACACUCACUUUCAGUUCUAUAAAUAAAGCACCAACCGAAACUCAACUCCUUCAAAACGUAGCAACAUUGGAAAUGGCAGGAAGCACAUUUGAAACCUUCGACCCAGCAGAGAACUGCCACAAAGAUCAAGAGGAAAUUAAGACAAAAGAAAUUCAUCCACAUUUAAAGCAAGACACGGCCAAAGGAAUAAACACAGGACUUAAUUGCAUCCAAGAUACCAAAACUAUUGCCGAAACUCGAUCUGUCACACCAUGCCUGGAACAGGAUGCGGCAUCUGACAUAAAUCCAUCUGAAAUCAGCGGCAUAGAGGAUAAGAGUGCACUCCUACUGGAAGAAAACAGAAAUGACACUACCAGCCCCCAAUUAAUUAAGAUUGAAAGCAUGAAUGCAUCUUCAAAACGCAAGGAGUCAAACACGGGAAUAACGAAUCACCUCGAAGAUGUUCAUACAGACAACAUUGUCAUCAGAGUUGUCCCAGCAGCAACAGAGAGUGACAGUGUGGAGAAAGAACAGAGCACAACGUGCUCUGAUGUGGCUGCAGCUGAGGAACAUCAACAUCAAGCAUCAUCAAUUGCGGUGGAAAACACGAGCGCAUCAAUCAAAAAUGAUAAAAAUAUACAUCCCACUUCAGAAGGCUGUGGGGAGCAGAGGAACGUUAAGAUGGAAGACAAACUAAGUGUACAAGACAAUGUAAGAAAAUUGACUGACUCAAUGAAAAACAUAGAUCAACACAAUAGCAUGAGUAUAAAUACAAAAAGAGAAGACAGGGGGACCGUCGUAGCACAGACUCCAAUUUCAAAUGUAGAAGCCAGUGAGGAAGACUAUUUCCAAGUUCAAGGGAUACCUGGAGCACUCUUUAGAAAUAAUAGCACACACGCAAAUGUCCCCGACGUUUCAAAGGGAGGGGAACAUUCCAACCAACCUUCGGAUCAGAGCACGUCCGUAUCUUCCACAAAACAUGUUCAAAAUGAGAGAAUGAGAAAAAGAGGCGCAACAGAAAAGAACGCUUUGAAGCAAAGCGAUCGUCCCUCGGAAUCACAGAACUGUGAAAAUAUGGCGGCUGCCCAAAUGGUGGAUGUGAGAAAACAACAUUCAGAUUUUAGAUCAAAUUUAUCAGUCAGGGAAAGACAUAACUCAAGAAAUUCACAGCUGGCAAGCGAGGAGUCAGAAGUCAAAUCAAAACCAAAGAAAAGAGUGUCUACAAUUCCUGAGAUAUCAGCCCUUGCGGACUAUGCCAGAUUAAAAGUCAUUGUUUCAGAAGACAGAGAAAACACAAUUCAGGAAUUUCCUCCUCACAAAAAAGAAGGAUUCUUUCCACUGAUACAGUCCCGUUAUGCCAGACGCCCAAUAUUCAGUGUUGACCCACAAGAGCCGCCUGUGAAAGACAAAAGUCCGCCCAAAAAGACAGAGGUCGACACCAAAGUCAACAAAGAGCCCAAACCAGUCGUGUUUCCCAUAACUGAGAAAGAGCAUCAGCGUACAGGGAUGUUCAAACUGGGAGAGAAAGAAAGACGAGAGAAAACCGUAUCUGAUGUCAAACAUCAUGAAGAACUUUUGGACAAAGAGCUACAACAGCCCACACAAAGAAAAGCAAUGCCAAAAGCUCAAGUUAAAAAUGAGGUCAACAGAGAAGAGGUCCCAAAGGUGGAUGGAGAAAUAGUUAGUCAACAAAAUAAUAAUCGUAGGCAAGACGCAACAUCAUCUUCCUUACUGCACAAAGCAAGAGAAAAUCCUCAGUCACAACAACAAAAACGACUCGAUGCUCCAAAUGCAACAGAAAACACGUCAGGAUUGACCUCAAUUAAUUGUUUGGUGCUCAGGGAAAAAGUCUCUGACACAAAACCCACUAUGGAGCCAAUUUAUCCAGAUGGGACUUCAAAAAUUAAAAACGAUAUAAAUAAAGACAGAGCAGGAGAAAGAAAUUCAGAAAAAUCAAGAAAAGAAAACCUUGACACUUGUCAAGAAGAGACAAAAGCCAAACGAGAGCAAGAGGAAAGCGCUUCCAAGAGAAGGCAAGAUACAAUUGCAGAAGACAUAAAAGCUAGGAUAGAAGAGAGGAGGGCAUUUAUAUCAGAAGAGAGAAAACGGGCUCAAAGAGAAGCGGCACGGUGGGAAAAACUCAAAGAAACGGCCCAAAGGAUGGAAGAGGAAAGAAAGGGAAAACAAAUCGAGGGUAGGCGAACCCAUCAAGGAAAGGAUGGAAGAAGAACAGAAAGAGAAGGAAGACACCCGCUGAAAGCCCAACAGGAAAGGGGAGAAAGCACAUCGGUUGGAGAAAGGAACAGACUGGAACAGAGACCGGGAGAGAGAACUGCUGAAGAGGAAGAGCAGAUGAGAGCUGUGCUCAUCGAGGAGCAACGUCUAGCCAAGAGGAUUGAGCAGCGGAGACUUGUGGAGGAGACAAGGAUCAAAAAGAUUCAAGAGCGCAUGAGAGAUGAGCAGAAGCGAGAAAGGCAAAAAAGAGUUGAACAGAUGACCCGUGAGGACAAAGGGACAACCCGUGCCGACCAAAAGCCAAACACGAGUGCAAAACCAAGAGAGGCCGAAGGUGAAGAGCUGAUAAUUGCCGAUGAUCUCGUGGCCAAUAGGGAAGAAGAACAUUUCACAACUCAAAGAAAGAAAGCCUCGACCAGCGAGGAGCAGAAACGGGCAGCACUCUUGAUGGAUGCUCUUCAGUACUACACCAUCAGCUCGAAAGAUAAGAAACCCAAAGAAAGACAAACACUCUCCCCACUACAAGAAAAGAAACAUCCAUCGGAGCCUCCGGAAGACUCUGGAUCGCACAGAAGGUCACACGGGCCACAUGCUCCUCCGUCUCCUGCUCCUCCUCUUCCACGCUCCAAUACUUCCUCCCCUGCUCUCGGAGCCAAAAUGUUGAUGUUCAGAGUGAAGGAUAACACCAGAGGUUCUUCUUUCACUAAAUCAGUUAAACCACGCUUUCAUAAGAAUUUUGCAGAAGAGUCCAGAGUGGGUUUACCGACGGAAGGGAAAGCAGAGCGAAGAGGGAAUGAACAGGAGAUAACGAGCCGGAACACCGGAACGCCCGUCCACCGCGACGCGAUCGCAGGCUUAAACCGACUCACUCCAAUUAACGAAUCCUCCGUCUCUCAGCCUGCAUCGACAUCACAAGAAUACUCAGCUCCUCUCCCACAUCACAGGCCCUUCUCCAGGAGAAGCGUCGCUCUGGACGACGACGACUCCCCAUCAGUCAUCAGUAACAUGUCCGAGGAUGUACAGAGUUUUGCCACCAGUGCUGCUGAUGUCGCAGAUUUGCGAGGACUGUAUGAUUACGAGAGGCCGGUGUCAGCCUGCAGCUUCAGCAGCGAUAUGUCGCGUUUGGGAAAACCUCCAGCUGUUCCACCAAAGAGUGACAAAGCCUUACGCAGGGCACAAAGACUCACGACUCGUAGGAUAAGGAAAGAGGUGACCCAAAGCGCAACAACCGACCCUGCAGAGAAACCACAACGGGAAGCCUCCAGUAGGCCUGCUUCUGCCUCCACCGAGGUACGCUCCUUAAACCGCCAUGCCGUGGCUUCUCCGCAUUUUGCCCCUCCCGUCUCGCUCACCCAUGCACCGACAUUUGGGCCGAGCUUACCCUCGACACACACAGAGAACCUGCACUCACGCCUCACUUUCCAUGCCUCCGCUCAUGCUACGGCUCCUGCCUCCCCCCCUGUCACUUCCCCUCAUGUCAUUGCACCUGUAUCAUACCCUCAGUACACUCCACCCAUGUUGCACCCAGUUGCUUCUCCUUCCCCUGCACCUAUAUUCACCGCUGCUCAUGCUGCCACUGCCGUCUCCCCACCUGUCACUGCACCUGCAUCACAUUCAAUUUCCUCCCCUCAUUCCGUCACGUCCGGACCGCACUCAGUUACUUUUCCUCACGCCACAACCGAUGUGUCCCUUCAUGCUGCCUCCCCUCACGUAACCUCCCCCGCAUCAUAUCAUUUGUCCUCACCUCCUUCCAGUGUACCUUUAAUGCACCAAGGUGCAUCCCCUCACAUCCCUCCCCCGCCAUCCCAGUCAGUCACCUCUCCUCAUACCACAGCUGCUGAGAAUCAUUCAGCCGCCUCUCCUCGUGUCCUGGCACCUGUAAACCAUCCACCCGCCACUUUUCACGUCACUUCUUCUGUAUCCAAUCCAGUUGCCUUCCCUUACAUGCCCGCCCUUGUCUCCCAUCCAGUUGCCACCCCUCACGUCACAGCACCUAUCUCCUUUCCAGUGUCCUCCCCUCAUGCUUCUGCCCAGAUGACACACCCUCCUACUCCAAAGAUGGUUCAACAUGUUCCUUCUUCUCCCACGGUCCAUUAUGCUCCCCACCCAGCUCCAGUGACACAGUACCAUGUAGAGUCAAGCUAUCCCCAGUCCUAUCCACUAACCCAGCACAAGGUGUUGCAAGACCUUGGCUCAGGCCGAUAUUUUCUUGUAGAUGCACCUAUUGAGGUGAAAACAAAGACUUUCUUUGAUCCAGAGACAGGAAAAUAUGUUCAACUCAAUGUCCGUCAAUCUGGCCAGAACAUCUUUCAACCUCAUCUCCAGCCUGUGUUGACCCAGCCACUAUUCCCUCAUCUGAAUUUACCACCCCAAUUGCAGCUCAAGCAGCAACCCGAGCUUCUCUCACAUAGUUCUCCAGCUGAGAAGCCUUUCACACUUUAUGAAGGCUCCCAAGCGUAUCCACAAGUUUACAAAUCCCAAGGGAUGUCCUCUAUGCCUUCCCAGAGCCUACCCUCAGGAGUGGUCGUCCAGGAGGAACCGUAUUUCAUCAAUAACUGCAAAACAAAUCAGUCAAAUGAAACAGGCCAGAAAUCUGAAGGUCAACGCUACAGUCCUGAGCAGACGCCCUACAUGGAUACGGUUAAUGACACCAACAAAACACAAAACACUGUUUACAGCACGCAUGAAUCCUUCCCACAGUGUGACACAAACCAGCUUGCAGGAAUCCUUUGUGAAAAUGAUAACUCAGCCCUCUCAAGGUGUCGGCCAUGUGAUAUCAUAUCUAUGAGUGAGCUGGAUGAUUUUAUGGAGAUGAGCGACUGGUGAGUUGUGAGGGUGGCGGGUGGGAGCGUGAAAAAAAGGAAGUUGCUUUGAUAUUGUGGUGAACGUCUGUGUAAACAAUGCAAUACAGUCCAAUAAGUAUUUUAUUUAUAUGGUGAUGUUUUUCAUGUUAAAAAAAAAAAAAGUCUUUUUGGUUUGUCCCUGUGAAAUGCUGUUACAUCACUCAUGCUUAGCUUAUGCUACAGUUCACCAUUCCAUUGCCCAUUUAUGAAUGUGAGAAAUGAAAGUUUCUCCCUUAUGUAAACAUAAUUAUAGCACAACUUUUGGUCUUGUGAUGCAUGUCUUGUCACGCUAUAAUGCCACUGAAGGUUCUGAUGUAAAGCACUGUUUCAUGAAGCAGCAUAUGAAGCUGUUGUAAAGUGUCAUACAAAAGUCACUAUAUAAUGUUGGAAGUUGUGUUUUGCGGUGAAACAAAGCAGUGUGACAUGCACUAAAAAUACACUUGACUCAACAGAAUAACUGCUCAGCCAAAUGACUUCCUGACAGAAAUCACCGGACUGUUGCAGAUUUCAUUUUGUGACUUGAAUAAACACAAUAAAUGCAACAAGAAGAUAUUACUGUUACCUGUUUUGACUAUUGAAAUGUUCCCUGGGUCUGAAUGACUGAAAUUAAACAUCUUUUCUGCUGAGUGCGUACAACAAUUAUGAAGGGCUGUUUAGAGCGCAUUGAUAGGUCCUAAGAGAGUUAAUAAACAAAAGAAAGAUUUUGCAGCA
Messenger RNA from Hippocampus comes (tiger tail seahorse), 12045 nucleotides. It is a transcript of the gene cunh10orf71, whose product is annotated as chromosome unknown C10orf71 homolog. The record is from RefSeq and is a predicted model, not a curated record. Gene Ontology annotation, cellular component: Z disc. Bases 1025 to 11317 code for a protein of 3430 amino acids. Gene Ontology annotation, biological process: positive regulation of calcineurin-NFAT signaling cascade. The transcript is spliced from 3 exons. NCBI's taxonomy places the organism in Eukaryota, Metazoa, Chordata, Actinopteri, Syngnathiformes, Syngnathidae.